CAGGGGGAGGGAGGAGCACGGAUGCGGGGCGAGACUUCGGCGGCAGAGGCCGGCGUGACGUUGCACCAGCCUGAGGCACACCGUGCAUUCUCCCGGGGAAGUUGUCCCUGGAUCCCGGAACCCUGGCAGUGGCGGGCUGCACAGGCUCCCCGGAAGGGAGGUGUGGAUAGUGACCUGUGCUCGCACACAGGCUUCCUGGUGGUGGCAGCAGCAGCCUUAGCGUCUCAUUCCCGUCGCUGCGGUCCGCGCUGUUAGCCGCGGCUCGCGCCUGUCUGUGGAGCUCCUUUAAGCAGCGCUCUGAAUCCCCUCUCCUCGCGCACCUGGAAACAAAGAGGGAAGAAAAAGUCUCUUGUCUCUUCGGCAGGUCCAGACUUUUUCCCGGACUCCCUCCCGGCCAGCCGUGGCGCACUAAGCCCUGCAGGCUGUGUUCGCGCCGCCAGUCCUCUCCCUGCGCUCCACUGGAAGCCCGAGCCUCAGCUCCCAGCCCCGCCCGCCCCGGCGGGUGAGCGGACAAGCCUCUCGGACUGGUUGCUUGCAGUGUUUGAAUGUUGAGAAGCUAUGAAGUCUUACACUCCGUAUUUCAUGCUCCUGUGGAGUGCUGUUGGGAUAGCGAAGGCCGCCAAAAUCAUCAUCGUGCCGCCAAUUAUGUUCGAAAGCCAUAUGUACAUUUUCAAGACACUAGCCUCUGCCUUGCACGAGAGUGGGCACCACACAGUGUUCCUCCUCUCUGAAGGUAGAGACAUCACGCCAUCUAAUCAUUACAGCCUCCAGCGCUACCCAGGGAUCUUUAACAGUACCACCUCGGAUGCUUUCCUGCAGUCCAAAAUGAGGAAUAUUUUCUCUGGGAGAUUGACAGCAAUCGAACUGUUUGACAUACUGGAUCACUAUACCAAGAACUGUGAUAUGAUGGUUGGCAACCGUGCCCUGAUUCAGGGUCUAAAAAAGGAAAAGUUUGACCUGCUGCUGGUGGACCCUAAUGACAUGUGUGGAUUUGUGAUAGCUCAUCUUUUAGGGGUUAAAUAUGCUGUAUUUUCAACUGGCCUUUGGUAUCCUGCCGAAGUGGGCGCUCCUGCCCCAUUAGCUUACGUCCCGGAGUUUAACUCACUCCUCACAGACCACAUGAACCUGCUGCAAAGGAUGAAAAACACCGGCGUUUACCUCAUUUCCAGAUUAGGGGUCAGCUUUCUGGUUCUUCCCAAAUAUGAGAGGAUAAUGCAGAAGUACAACCUGCUGCCGGAGAAGUCCAUGUAUGACUUGGUCCAUGGGUCCAGCCUGUGGAUGCUGUGUACAGAUGUAGCACUGGAGUUUCCGAGACCCACUCUGCCUAAUGUUGUUUAUGUAGGAGGGAUCCUCACCAAACCAGCCAGCCCACUACCAGAAGAUCUCCAAAGGUGGGUCAAUGGUGCUAAUCAACAUGGCUUUGUCCUGGUAUCUUUCGGAGCUGGUGUCAAGUAUCUGUCAGAAGACAUUGCUAACAAACUGGCAGGAGCUCUGGGGAGACUGCCCCAAAAAGUGAUUUGGAGGUUUUCUGGAACCAAACCAAAGAAUCUGGGAAACAACACCAAGCUCAUAGAAUGGUUACCACAAAAUGACCUGCUUGGGCAUUCAAAUAUUAAAGCCUUCCUGAGCCAUGGUGGUUUGAAUAGUAUUUUUGAAACUAUGUAUCAUGGUGUUCCUGUAGUGGGAAUCCCACUCUUUGGAGACCAUUAUGAUACUAUGACCCGGGUACAGGCAAAAGGUAUGGGGAUACUGCUAGAAUGGAAGACAGUUACUGAAGGAGAGCUGUAUGAAGCACUAGUGAAAGUUAUCAAUAAUCCCAGCUACCGUCAGAGGGCUCAGAAGCUUUCAGAAAUCCACAAGGAUCAACCUGGGCACCCUGUCAAUCGGACUGUCUAUUGGAUCGAUUACAUUCUGCGUCACAAUGGAGCCCAUCACCUACGUGCCGCUGUCCAUCAAAUCUCUUUCUGUCAGUAUUUUUUACUGGAUGUUGCCUUUGUGCUUUUGCUUGGUGCUGCCUUGUUUUACUUCCUCUUGUCCUGGGUCACAAAAUUUAUCUACAGUAAAAUCAAAAGUUUGUGGUCUAGAAAUAAGCAUAGCACAGUUAAUGGACAUUACCAUAAUGGAAUCCCCAAUGGCAAGUAUAAAAGAAAUGGCCACAUUAAACAUGAAAAGAAGGUGAAAUGAGCCAACAGCCCCACCUGAUAGUAACAAAUCUGUUCAGUCAUUGAAUUUUUAUUGCUAUAAUUUAGUCUAACAACUACUAAAAGGAAAACAUCAGUAAACAAUUCUAACACUCCCUUAUCUGAUCUUACUAAUGAAAUUCUGUGGAAUUAAGAUGGCUGUAAAAAGCACAGACCUAAAAUGCAAAAAUGUAUUUUAUGCGAAUACUGAUGCAGAGAGUUUUGGCACUGAACCUUUUAGAAGCCUUAAUUAUUUAAAUCAAUUAAGUGACCGUGUCAGACUUUAGUUUUAAGUCUUGAUAUAUGUGUGUCCCAGAUAAGGAAUGGUUUCUUUUCUCUUAAAAAAGAUUUGUUUGUAUAUGUAUGUGUGUGUGUAUGUUUCCUAAUUAAGAUUAUUUCAGCCAGCUGCUUGUUACAUUUGUUGACGGUACAACACAUUCAAGAAUGAAAUAGAAAGAGGGUUAGGAUCCAGACGUUUCUCUUCUAGAAUUUCAUAUAUGGGGGCUCAGAACACUACCAUGAAAGAACACUUUUCCCUCAAAACUGAAUGCAGAGGAAGAAAAUGAAAAGAUAGAUGACACCGGUUUUUGUACUUUUAGGGUUUUUUUGUUUAUUCAUUUUAGGUUUUUUGUUUUUAGUUUUACUUUUCUUACAGACUGUGGAUACUUCUGGGGGAAAAAACAUACAAGUAAGUAAAUGUAUAAAUUGGUUGUCACGUUUUACUUCUAUUUUCUCCCUACCAAUAAUUUGCCUCUGGGAGAAUUUUAUAGUUUUCUUCUAUUUCAUUUUAAUGAAUAACAGUAUGUUAAAUGUAUAAUUAAAACAAAGCAACAAAGCUCUGACUUUUGUUCAGAGUACUGAAGAUUACUGCUUCUAUGGCAUCUUUAAACAGGGUUGUUAUUUGAAUGUUUUGUAACUGUUUGAUGGCUUUUCUGUAAUGUAAUUUUUGAAUGUUCAGGUGUGGUAUUUCCAAAGUUUUAACUUUAACAAAACAACUCCUUCAUCCUAUUUUGUUGUCUGGGCCACACAGUCUGUUACAUAGGUGCCAACAUUUAAUUCUUUUCAUUGGAACAUUUGCUUUUCUCCAUAUUGGUACCUGCUUUGUCUGAGAGGUUUGAGAUCUGGUUACCAAGUCAAACUUUACAUGUUAUACAGAAGUGACAGAGAAAUUGUACUACUUGUUUGUGAAAAUGAGUUCCCACUCCCCUCCUCACUGCCUUCACCCUCACUUCAAUCCAUUGUGGCUGACAUGGGACAGGAAUAGUAUUCAUUUGAGGAUAGGGGUGCAAGUCACAGACAUCACAAAAUCAGGGCCUCCCAACUGAACCAUUCACUUGCUGGCAACUACGAGUCUAUUCCCUGUCAUUCUGUUUACUUAGCAUUUGCACUACACAUGUUGAGUGUAUGCUUUAUUUAUUUGUAGUUUGACAUCUUAUGUCUGACAGCUGACAGUAGAAAAAUACAGCAUCUACCUAAUGACGUUCGCUAACAUGGGAAGAGUUGUGAAAAUUCUAGAAUGCUUAAAUCCUUAUCAUACACUAUGACAUACAACUUCAUCACACUCCCACCAGGAGCCACUCUCCUGUACUUAGAAAUAAUGUCACAAGUAGUUUUCUAAUGUACAAUGCAGGCAAAUAUAUUGCUGUCUGAAUACUUGAAGAAAUGGUAUUACACAUAUAAGCCUAUUAGUUAUACCUUUUCACAAUCUUAUAAUAUUGCCGUUAAAAGGGAAAAAAGACACAGGCAAUGAAUGGUGGGAUGGCAACAGGACUUAGAGUGUAUGAAUGAGUUGAUUUUGCUUUUUUGGAAUUGGAUAAAGGUGACAGUAGGCAUUCACUGGAUGAUUAAGCAUAAAUUAAUCUCCACUGUGAUAAAAACUUAAACAAUAAACAUUAUUUAAAAAUAGAGAAAUGUUGUUGGAAUAAAAUUUUUAUUCAGAUUUUAUUUCACAAUAUUAUGUAAAUCCAUUAUAAACAUGUUUCUGAGACAGGUCUCCCAACCUUUAUAUGUGUAUAUGAGUGUGAAAACAGUGUUACAUGUGAGAAUUUUUUUAAAUUAUUAUUAAACAGAGGUAUUUACCUUACAAGUACAUCAACAUGGAUCUUAAAAUUGUCCCAUAAUUAAGAAUGUUAAGUGUAGGUAUUUACUGAUCAUUGUUGUUUUUUUUUUGUUUUUUUUUAGUAAGCUUAUUGUUAGACAGUUUUGGUAAAUAGAGUGAUUUUAAAUUUUCCACGCUUGGGCUAGAUUCUCUAAUAAAGUAAAGUUUUCAAGAAGGUA
This is a messenger RNA of Globicephala melas (long-finned pilot whale), 4457 nucleotides long. Lineage: Eukaryota; Metazoa; Chordata; Mammalia; Artiodactyla; Delphinidae. The record is from RefSeq and is a predicted model, not a curated record.